UCGUCGUCUUAUUCCGUCUAGCUUAUUCCGUGAUGGAAUCUGACUGAUCUCCGAUUUGAGUGCCUGACGUGUGAGGAGUGUAUUAAGCACUUGUAAAAAGCAAGUCAAGAAUAAAGAAACCACACGAGCCUUUUGAUGGAAAUUCGCUGAUGCGGUCUAGAUCAAAAUUGAAACCUUACAACCGCCCGUGAUCAUGUGGAUGUCGGAUGUUCGUGAAGAUUUGGGACGGGAUAACACCCGCACAUUGGUGGCGGCAGCUUCACCUCUGUCCGAAGCCAUGGCCUUGGCCGCUGGAGGUGCUCUACAUUUGUUUGCCAAACGGGAUCAAUCGGGACGGCGAAUCUUUCCAGGGCAUGAACGCCAAGGCGACUCGAUCUCCGCUCUCUUGGUCCUCCCCAUGAGUGGAUCCACCCACGAAUCGCAAACCACCCAAACCCACUUAGUCCAACACGUUGUGGCGGUUGGCCAUGAAUCCGGUUGGGUAGAGAUCGUCUCCAUGACGGGGGACAUUCUUUUCCGUCGACAAUUGGGUUCGGGGCGGGUUCUGAAAUUUCGCGCCAGUGGCGACGGCCCUCUCGCACGAGGCGGACGCCGCACGCCCAUGGAAGCCGUGUAUCUACCCUCGAUCAGUGACUUGCUCAUGGUGUAUGCCGAUGGGAUCGUGGCCAUGGCGGGGAAGGUGCUGUUUGAGAGCUUGAUCAAGAAUCAGAGUCUGUUGGCUCAGAUGCGGGCGCAAGGCCUCCACGGAGAGUGCACCACCCAGGACAAUCAGGUCCCAGUGAAACGACUUCUGGUCAAGGAUCAAAUGAUCACGGAUAUGAGUGUUUACAAGUAUGCCAACACUGCCCUGGAUCAAAUGAUUCAUAUGUCACAGAGUUCGAACAUCAUCGAAGGCAACUUGCAAAGUCUCGGCCAAAUCACCCAAUUGGUGAGUGUGGGUCAAAAUCCCAUCAUGCGAUUCAACUCGCCCUACAACAUCCACGCUCAAGAUCUGACGGAAUUAGCCGAGAACGUGGUGUCCACAGUCAAGUCUGGAUUCGUGCGGGUGGCCACGGGUUUGUUCUGGGGAAAGCCGGACGCCAAUCAGGAGGACAAGAAACCCAAGGAGCUUGAACAACGGUUGUCUUUAAAUCAUGCCAUGAAAGAUGCCAUGAAGCAGGGCAAAAUGAUCGAGGUCAGUCUGAAUGGUUUGUAUUUUGCGGUGAUGGACAAUCAAAACCGUGUGAUUCUGGUGGAUUGCUUGAGUGGGAUCAUUCUUCAUGUUUGGAAAGGUUUGCACCAUGUUCAAAUUGGCUGGACUCUGGCCCGACCCGAGAAUGGAUUGGCGAGCAUCGAUGAAGACGAGAAAGUGGCGUGUGUUCUGGUGAUCUAUCUCCCGCGUAGAGGAUCCUUGGAAGUCUGGUGGCCAGAGUCGAAAGAGAAGCUAGCAGAGUUCUCUGUGGCCAAAAAUGGCAAGCUUCUGAGCUGUUUCAAUGGCAUCCUGGACCCAACGAACCGAUCGCGACAUAUCAGGGAAAGGGAUCUUGUAUUGCUAGGGGAAGAUGGGUCGAUCUCAGAGAUCAUCAUCCCAACCAGAUAUUUGAGUGAUCAAAAGAAGACCCGAUAUUCAUCCUUUCAGCAACAACACCUUUUAGCCCUCUUGAGCGAAGUUCCUUUGAGUGAUGACACCUGUGCCAAGGUGAUGGAACAAGUGAAAAGCGCUUCCUCUGCUGUAACCCAAAUUUCCAUGCUUGUCGACAUUUUUAAGGCCGAUCAAAUCGAACUAGAUUUCGUCAAACGGAUUCUCGCAGAAAUUGACAUUCAAAUGAAGGACAGAGAGGAAGAAUCGACCAUUCUGAAGAAUUGUUACGCAACUCUAACUAACCUAGUUAGUUUGUUCGAAAAUAUCAAUGAGUCUUUGGCGUCUCGCGGGGAAAAUCGUAUUCCUUCCUUAACCCAAGACGAUUUUCCAGGACUUCAUCUCAUUGACAUUACAGAGGCUCCCGAAAAGCUGACGCACACAAGUCCCCUGAAUUUGGAUUCGUUUGUAAGCCAUUGGGCUCUCAGUGUUGACGUAUUCGAUAUCGAGACUGAGAGUGUUGAAAUGAGACUUGGCCAACGCGAUGCUUCGUCAAACCUCUUGGAAGGUUUCAUGACUGUGGUUCAUCUUCAAGGCGAAAGAAAGGUCUUGGAGACGUUUCAAGAAUUGGGACUAUCCUACCAAGAUUUGCUCAAGUUUGUUUUCCAAAACGUCACAAAUUGGUCCCAUGCCAACCUGUUGCGCCUGACCAUGGGAAUAAAACCUUUGCUAUCCAUCGCUCUGAUACUUUCCCGAGGCGAAGGAACCAAAUCAUCGGUGUUCUACACUUUCACUCGCUCGUUGCUUCUGAAAGAACCCAUGAAUAUGUCGGUAUUAGUUCUGGCUUGUCAAUGGCAUGAAUUUGCGUAUAACAAUGCAGCUUUCCGGGAUCUCUACGUGGAUUCUGAUCGAAUCAAGCGAUUUGUCACAGCCUAUCUUCACCUGGAACAAAAUCUGCAGGCCAAAGUGUUAGGAGAGUCCUCGAAGGAGAAUCCAGCAAAUCACACCUAUGCCGACGCAUUUCAAGCCGGAAAUGGUCGAGUGGUGGAAAUCAUCUGUCAAUGGUUUGUUCAGCACGGGAUUGGUCCCAAGGAUCUUGAAUCUGAAAAAAUCCGAGACUUUUUAAGUUUAGCUGAAAGUGAUUUCCCCAAGAGCGUCCAAUCAGAGACGUUGCUCUCACAUUUGACUUGGGAAUACAUUCACGCGUGGGCCAAAAAACGCGAUCAAUUGCGAUAUCUCGAUUACGGCUUUCAAUGCCUCAAGGCCUUGCUAAAACUGGAUGGGGUGGACCUGAAUGUUCCGAAUAUGCUUUGGAAGACGUUCCUUCACAAAGUUGGCCGUGAUGCAGUGAAUGUGACUGAAAUCCGAUCCCCAACGCGUUGCCUUCGCGAUGUGGGUGUGGGUGAGGAGUGCUUGCCCGAACUCCUCCAAUGGCUCGUUAAGGUUCUCUUUUUGAUGAUCCAAAACGACCAGAGAGAUGUACAUCUCUCCAAACCUGACGAGAAACCUCAAUUCUACGACGACAUAAGCGAUGUCCCACAAGCCCAUCUCUUGGACCAUGCACACUCGGUGGUCGUGGACUCCGACGUAAUAGCCCUUCAGUUUCAAUACGUUUUCGUAGCGAAUCUGAUUUGGGAGUUUGACCUCCAAUUCAAGCCCAUGGCCUUGUUUUCCAAUCAAGAGUCCAACCUCUUUUUCCAAAGCGAAGCGUCCACCCAAUUGGGCGUCCUCAUUUCGAUGGGCCAAAACGCCUCCCUUCGUCACAUUCGUAAGAAGUUUCUGGACACUGCUUGCCAUCGUUCUGUCCAAACCAUUCAUCUGUUGCCCACCGAAGACGGACAAGGAGAGUGGGACAUGUCCAGCUAUAAAGUGUGGAUGUCUCAAUUGGCCCUUUUGGCCAAGAUGUGGUUUCUUCAAGACAAGUUGAAAGAAUACCAAAUCUUGGCUCUCUACUCGAAUGGACAUGAUUCAUUGGGCGAAGAUUUAUUUUCAUGCUUUCCCGAUCGCGAAUCCCUGGCUGUGAAGUUGAUUCACAUUGCUCUGCUGCGUGUGACCAAAUUCGUCUACGAGAGUGAGGAUCACAAUCGAAGAUUGGCAGCUGUCAAGCCGGACCUUUUGGUCAAAUUGUCCCAACUCCAAAACGAGGCCAUGGAUAUCACGACCGUUACGGUUGAAGACACGAAAAGCUUGCUCAUUACUCUGUGUGGCUUAGGUUUGGCCGAGGGUAUGAUGCAAGUCAUUUACGAUUGUUUAGCCCUAGUUCAGAUGUUUAUGAAAUGAAAUAUGUUCUUUUUUUAUGUUGAAAAGGUCAAUGGUCCUGGUGUUCGAUUUUUAUUCAAAGUGAAAAUAUACGAUUGUUUCUACUA
This is a messenger RNA of Tigriopus californicus, 3924 nucleotides long. RefSeq names its product rab3 GTPase-activating protein non-catalytic subunit-like (gene Rab3-GAP). Lineage: Eukaryota; Metazoa; Arthropoda; Copepoda; Harpacticoida; Harpacticidae. Gene Ontology annotation, biological process: regulation of GTPase activity. Bases 194 to 3838 code for a protein of 1214 amino acids. The record is from RefSeq and is a predicted model, not a curated record. The transcript has a single exon.